This is a messenger RNA of Lachancea meyersii CBS 8951, 1659 nucleotides long. The record is from the annotation of a GenBank genome assembly. NCBI's taxonomy places the organism in Eukaryota, Fungi, Ascomycota, Saccharomycetes, Saccharomycetales, Saccharomycetaceae.
AUGUCGUUUCGGUUCAAUAAGGCCACGUUCGAGGACAACUCGUUCAAUGAGCAAAUUCGGGAGAAACUGACGCACGCGCUGAACGCCGACUCGAAAAGUAGCACCACUGGAACACAGUCCAAUAGCGCAAACUCGUCGAACUCGGCAGCCACAGAUGAGGUCAAACAGGAGACAAAGGCGCCGAAAAAGCUGGAUAUUCUGAAAAGCGGGAUCUACGUGCGCAAGGUCAACUUCCCGUCGAUCCCGCAGCUGGAGAUUCUGGACCUGGACGUGUCGGCACAAUCCAAAUCGCUGCUCAAGGGUAUCUGCAAAAUUUCGUGCAAAAACGCAAUGCUGGAAAUCACCACGGAGAUCGAAGCAAACUUGCUGCUGCUGUACACGAACAACGGGCCGGCGUUCACGACGCCACGGCUGAUCUCCAACGACUCGUUCACGGUGCCCAUCACCAUGACAUUCAGCCAGAUCGAACUGGAGGCAAUCACUAACAUCUUUGUGAAAAACACCAGCGUCGGAAUUUCGUUCAACGACGUCAAUCUGGACUUUGACUUCGACUGCUCCAUCAAGCUGCUGCAGUCUAGCAUCGAAAAACGGCUCAAAGGCUCCAUGGAGACCGUUUUCAAAGACGUGCUCCCCAGCGUGAUCUUUAGCAUGAGUCAGCGGUGGUUUACGCACGGUGAGCCCAACGCCAGUCCAAUGGAUGAAAACGCCUCCAAACAGAUUUCUAGUCAUUCCAACGCGCCAAGAACCAUCCUGGAAGACGCCGAUCUCGAAGACUUGUCGCCAGCCACCAUGCUGCGACUUUCCACCCUGGUCUCGUCACGGCAAUCCCUGUCACUAAAUCCAACAGCCAUGAAUACGCUAAGUGCCAUUCCUGGAUGUCUGGAGAGACAAAACUUGCAUCGCUUCAAUUCUAGAGUACCUGCACUCAGCAAUUUUUACCCCACAUACUACGACAACGGGGUGCCAGACUUAAAAAUGCUUGGCAGAUCUACUAGCCACAACACUGUACUUGGCGGUGGCUACACACAACAGCACAAUGCUCUUCCGCAACGCGUUCUCGACGAAAGAAGCUACGAUCUCAAAACCAUAGCAUCGGUCCAAUCUCGGAUUUACGAAAGAGGCAGCGGAGACAACACAGUUUUAAGAAGACGCAAGAUCAAGAUGGGCCGGAGCAAGAAACAACAAACGCCAGCGCCUCCUUCGCAGCCAGAUUCGGCCCUCGAUGAGCCAAAACACAGAGACAUCGCAACCGCGGAAUCCGUGUCUUUGGAGCCAAUAGCUGUGCCAACUCCCGAAUUAUUACACUCGCCUCGACUCAUAUCUGCGAUGCCAUCUGUCGAGCCAUUAGUGGAGAAAAGACCGGUUCUUGGAGAAAUUCCACCACUGCAGUGGCCAGGACAGGCAGCUCGUUCUACUACUUCGGCAAGACCACCGGCCUCUAAGUUGAACCUGUUGGAAGAAGCUCAUAGUUUGAGUCGCAAACGCGAGCUACAAAAACUAAGGUCGAGUCUUUAUUCGCCUAUGAGAAACAACAAGUUUUACGUCACCAGAGAAAUGGAGCGACCCAUUUUAGAGCAUAAACGUCUGAGCUUCGUCGGGCUGGCUCACGGACUCAAAUGGGGGAGCGAGGAAGUUCCUCCUCCACCUUACGGGUUUUGA